Euleptes europaea (tarantolino) is the source of this 1128-nucleotide messenger RNA. Its product is annotated as zinc finger protein 239-like. Gene Ontology annotation, biological process: regulation of transcription by RNA polymerase II. The transcript is spliced from 5 exons. Lineage: Eukaryota; Metazoa; Chordata; Lepidosauria; Squamata; Sphaerodactylidae. Bases 1 to 1128 code for a protein of 375 amino acids. Gene Ontology annotation, molecular function: RNA polymerase II cis-regulatory region sequence-specific DNA binding; DNA-binding transcription factor activity, RNA polymerase II-specific. The record is from RefSeq and is a predicted model, not a curated record.
AUGAAGGACCAGCAGGUGCAGGAAUGGAUCAUGCAGGAGCCUUACCCGGGAACAACUUUUUUGGAGGUUGAUGGUCUGCAGAAUAAGUCCAAAGGAGAAACACAACGGUUCCCUUUGGAAGAAAAACAGCAGAGAAGAAACACUGGAAUAAAAUGGAAGAGGGGGAAUGAAUCCUCUUCUUCUUGGGGUGCUGAAUAUCACGUGCUUGAUGCACAAUGGAGAAUCCAUACAGAGGAGAAACCAUAUAAAUGCUUGGAGUGUGGAAAGGGCUUUGUUCAGAGUAACCACCUUACUGCCCAUCGACGAAUCCACACAGGGGAGAAACCAUAUAAAUGCUUGGAGUGUGGAAAGAGCUUUGCUCAGAGUACCCACCUUAGUGGCCAUCGACGUAUCCACACAGGGGAGAAACCAUAUAAAUGUUUGGAGUGUGGAAAAAGCUUUGCUCAGAGUACCCACCUUAGUGGCCAUCGACAAAUGCACUCAGGGGAGAAACCAUAUAAGUGCUUGGACUGUGGGAAGGGUUUUGCUCGGAGUGAGAACCUUACUGCCCAUCAGCGUAUCCACACUGGGGAGAAACCAUAUAAAUGCUUGGAGUGUGGGAAGAGCUUUACUCAGAGUACCCAUCUUACUGGCCAUCGACGUAUCCACACCGGGGAGAGACCAUACAAAUGCUUGGAGUGUGGAAAGAGCUUUGCUGAAAGUUCAUCACUUAAUAAACAUCAACGUAUCCACACUGGGGAGAAACCGUAUAAAUGCUUGGAUUGUGGAAAGAGCUUUGUUCGGAGUUCACACCUUACUAAACAUCAUCGUAUCCACACUGGAGAGAAACCAUAUAAAUGCUUGGAGUGUGAAAUGAGCUUUACUGAGAGUUCAUCACUUAUUAGACAUCAACGUGUCCACACUGGAGAGAAACCGUAUAAAUGUUUGGAGUGUGGGAAGAGCUUUGCUGAGAGUGGAAAUCUUGCUGCUCAUCAACGACUCCACACUGGUGAGAAACCAUAUAAAUGCUUAGAGUGUGGAAAAAGCUUUGCUCAGUGGAAAUCGGAAAAACAGAUGCAGCCUCCGGCGGGGCGAAGGGAGGAGGAGAUCCUCCGGGCCCUCUGUGCAGAGAGUCAACCUAGCGGUUGA